Messenger RNA from Arachis ipaensis, 690 nucleotides. NCBI's taxonomy places the organism in Eukaryota, Viridiplantae, Streptophyta, Magnoliopsida, Fabales, Fabaceae. The record is from RefSeq and is a predicted model, not a curated record.
AUGGGUGAUUCGAAUUUCACCAUUGAAGUCCACCAUGGUGACAAAUUUGUUGACAGUGGACACGGAUUAGAGUAUUUAGGAGGAAUGGUUGUGGAGGAUUUACACGUUAAUGAAUGGUCAUUGCAAGAUAUUGUGAGUCAGCUAAAGCAACUAGGGUAUAAGGGAUACGCCAUGGUGUGGUACAAGGAACCUGGGAUGGAUUUGAAGUCAGGUCUUAAAGAGAUGAAGUCCGAUGGAGAAGCGAUGAGAAUGGCUAGGUCACUGGUGUCAAGUUCCUGCAAACAUUGCGAGGUAGACGUUGUCGAUGGAGUCAGAGAAGAAGAAGGUGAAAACAGUGGCUCUAGCUCUGGGUUGAUAGAGGUUGAAGUGGAUGCUGAGUCAGAGCCUUCAACUGAUGAAGAGGUAUUUGGUGACAGUGCUGAUGAUGGUGACCAUAAGAAUCACUUUGGGUUUGAGGUGGAGGAUAAUGAUCCACAAUCAAAUGCGUUUGGGGAAUUUACUGGUCCACUGAAUGAUGAGGGAGCUGCAGCAGCUGGAACAACUCAAGGUGAUGAUGAAGGUUUAAUGAAGGGUGAUGAGCAAGUUGGGGGCAUAUCUGAUAGAUAUGAUACUGAUAAUAUAAACAGUUAUGAGGGGGACUCUGAUGAUAUGAUAAAAAAGAGGAGGUUUUCCAAAUACAAUGAGGCAUAG